Molecule: messenger RNA, 813 nt
Organism: Marmota flaviventris (yellow-bellied marmot)
Lineage: Eukaryota; Metazoa; Chordata; Mammalia; Rodentia; Sciuridae
Gene: Spmip9
Product: sperm microtubule inner protein 9
Cellular component (GO): cytoplasm
Source: RefSeq, a predicted model, not a curated record
AUGUCGGCGGCCGAGGGCGGGUGCGGCGCGGCCGCGGCGAGCGGGGAGCGCGGCUGGUCCCGCCGCUCGGUCGAGAGCAUCCCUCUGCGGGCCACCCUGCGGCCCGCCUCGCCUGCGCUCGGCGCCGGCUCCCGGGCCGGGGUCCGGCAGGCCACCUGCCCAGACCUCUUCGCUUCUUCUACCUCGAGCCCCAAACCUUUUGUGAUCCAGGGCGAUGCACGUUCCGCGAUGCAGAUCGUCUCCCAAUCAGCUUUGGACAUGGAACGUACGGUGUACCCAGGACAGGCCCCUGUGGAUUUAGACAUGUACCAGAGCUCCUACAUGGUGCACUUCCAGCCUUAUGGGAAGCACAGAUACUCCAGGGUCAUGCCGGGAGAGCAGGCCAAGCUCGAUGCCCAGCUCCGCUACAAAGAGUUCUAUAGGCCUGUGGCCAGCCCCAACCCCAAGCUGGAGGAUGGGUUCCCCGCCUUCGAAAGACCCCUCAUGACUGCCAGAGACCAGGGACUGCCUGGCUUCUUCCCUGCACAGGACUCUGGGGCCAGCGCGGAGUCGGAGUCGGGGUCGAGGUGCGUGCUGUCCAGCAUCUGCCCCUGGGCGUACCCGGCUUCCCCCAACCUGUGUCUGGCCCAGGGCGACCCCAAUAAGCUUCCCCAGAUCACCCACUUCCCGGGCCUCCUGGAACCCUGGCACCAACCUGCUGCAGUGGAGGACAAAGGCUACCUUCUGCUGCCUGGCUGUCCCUGUCCUCGUCACCAAAUGCUCAAGGUCCCCAUCUUGUAUCGGUGGGGGCCUCUCCUGCCAUUUUACCAGUAG